Messenger RNA from Cheilinus undulatus (humphead wrasse), 2682 nucleotides. Its product is annotated as pyrin-like. The record is from RefSeq and is a predicted model, not a curated record. The transcript has 6 exons. Gene Ontology annotation, molecular function: protein binding. Lineage: Eukaryota; Metazoa; Chordata; Actinopteri; Labriformes; Labridae. Bases 791 to 2152 code for a protein of 453 amino acids.
CUGACAGCCAGCUCAAUAGCUUUCUACAACUGAUAAGGCUCUGCCCACAAAACACGCCAUCACUGUGUACAAACAUGAGAUCUUAAUGCUUUAAGUUUAUUAUACUGUGGCAUGUUUGAUCUCAAACAUCUAUCCUAAACAGAGAGAAAGAAACAGGAAGGAGGGGGUUAAGGAGAGGUUGUCUUCGUGGCAGAUUGAGUGGGUGGAGGAAGUUUUGAGGCUCUCUGUGUUUUUGUAUGCUGCUGGAAGAGAAACUGAGAGUCAGAACUCAUCAUCCUUCUCUUGAGGAAGCUCGUAUUCUCCCUUUGUCUGUUAUUUGUGGGGUGGUUUUUGUUUUUGGAGCCUCUGUUGCGUAAUCUGUGAAUGCUGAUCAUCAGUCAGAAGGCAGUCUCUUUUGUUUUUGUGUCUCUGGAGCUUGAUUUUUGCAGUAUGCCCUGCUGGUGAUCUUUAAUCGUAGAUGGUGAUCAUGUGAUUAGGAUGUUCUCGCUGUGGGUGUUUUGAGCUGGAUGACAUGUUUACUGAGGUGGAUGCUGUGAAAGGAAAGCUUGCUGGUAAAGGUUGGACAGGGAAGGAUUCAUUCAACAGUGACUGCUGAGAAGUGUUAUCAUCUGUUAGGAGAAGUAACCGUGACUUCAUCUGAAUACGUUUAAAAGUCAAGUGAGGUUGGGCUUGUCAGAACUAGCCUCAGACUCCCGCUACAAGAUUGCAUAAGGACUGCUGAUGUAAAACAAGGAAGUAGGCUUAAAUCUGGCCAGUUCCAGCAGCAUCGCGCCAAUGAAGGGGAACCCUGAUGGCAAAACUGAAAGAGGAACUCUGGAACAUUCUGCUGGACUUAAGCGAAGAGAACUUUCUGCAUUUCAAGUGGUUCCUGAAUCAUGACAACAUCGUAGAGGGUUGUACAGGCAUACCAGUCGCUCGACUGGAAAAGGCAGACAGACAACAUGUAGUGGAUCUACUGGUGCAGAAAUAUCAGGGGCCUGGAGCUCUGACGAUGACCAUGAAGGUGUUAGGGAAGAUCAAGAGGAAUGACCUGGUAGAGCGUUUGCAAACCUCCAGCAGGGAAACAAAAGACCUCAAGAACCAUGAGUGUGACGCUCUGACAGACAAAUAUGAAAAACAAAAAGCCAAGCUGGGGGUUAAAAUGAAGCAGAUGAUCAAGGAGAGGCAGAUGAAGAUCAGGGAAAUCAAACACUCAGCAGAGCUCUGCAGCAAAUCUGCAGACAGACAUAUCGCAGACAGUGAGCAGGCCUAUGCUAUGCUGCUGCGGACUCUGAAGGAAAGCCUAGAUGAGCUUAUCAAGUCUAUUAAUGAAAAGAGGGAAGCAACGCAGAAACAGGCUGAAAAAAUCAUCCAAGGGCUGGAGCAGGAGAUCUCUGAGCUUACAAAGAGAAGUGCUGAAGUGGAGAAGCUCUCACCCUCCAAGGACCAUCCCAACUCUGCCCAAAGCUUCGCCUUCCUUAAUGCUAUUCCUCCCACUAAGAACUGGACAGAAGUCGGCAUCACUCCAACGUCAUACGGAGGAAGUGUGGCGAUCACUGUCACCAAGCUUGAGGAAAAACUCCGAAAACAGAGGGAGGAUUUCGUCAAUAGGGGAAAGCUUAACAGGGUCCAGCAGUUUGCAAAGGAUGUUAUUUUAGAUCCUGAUACAGCGCAUCCCAGCCUAAUUCUGUCCGAUGAUGGGAAGCGAGUUCAAUGUGGUGACGUACGACAAAAUCGGUCCGAAAACUCAAAGAGAUUUCUGUCUGCUAUCAACGUUUUGGGAAAGCAGAGUAUCUCAUCAGGAAGAUUUUACUACGAGGUUGAGGUCAAAGGGAAGACUUCCUGGGACUUAGGUGUCGUCAAAGAGUCGAUCGACAAGAAGGGAUCGAUCAAUGCAAGCCCGGAAAAUGGCUACUGGACUAUAGGUCUAAGAAACGGAGAAACUUACCAAACUUCAGGAAUCCAUCUCAGUGUUAAAUCCCAACCGGAGAAGGUUGGGGUGUUUGUGGACUAUGGGAAUCAUUCGGUUUCCUUUUUUGACGCAGAUACAGCAGACAUUAUCCACGGAUUUACUGACUGUUCCUUCAGUGAAAAACUCUACCCCUUCUUCAGUCCCGGUCUAAGUCAUUGUGGGGAAAACUCUCCUCUUGUCAUCACUCCUGUCAAUUACUAGCUGACCCUUUGCCUUCCAUGGUUAAUGUUAAUAGGUUAGACAAAAUCUAACGUCAGAUGGAACUGUGUAAAGCACACCAACACUGGACUGUGGAGACAUGGAAACGUGUUCUGUGGAGUGAGCGAUCAUGCUUCUGUUUGGCAGUCCAGUUUGGUGGAAGAGGGAUAAUGGUAUGGGGCUCUUUUUCAGCCCCUUAUCUCCAGCGAAGGUCAAUCUUAAUGCUUCAGCAGACCAAGACAUUCUGGACAAUGCUAUGCUUCCAACUGUGUGGCAACAGAUUGGGGAAGACCCUUUUCUAUGCCAUCAUGCCUGUCCUUACAGUCUGUUGGCAUAAAGGUCAGGCAGCUAGCUUAAUACCUUUGUCUAUAUCUAAAAAAGAGGCAGUCAAACGUUUUUGCCCAUAUUGUCAGCAUUAACCCUUUACCUACUGAGCCAGCGCAGGCACUGUGUUUUAUAUGUCCAGAGUAUUAUUACCAUAACUCUGUCAAAGUUUGUCUGAUCAGAAAAAUUCCAACAGCGUUUGAAAGCUG